This is a messenger RNA of Drosophila subpulchrella, 255 nucleotides long. RefSeq lists its product as uncharacterized. Lineage: Eukaryota; Metazoa; Arthropoda; Insecta; Diptera; Drosophilidae. The record is from RefSeq and is a predicted model, not a curated record. Bases 1 to 255 code for a protein of 84 amino acids. The transcript has a single exon.
AUGAAGCUGCAUUUGCCAAUACUGGUUGGACUCCUGGCGCUGACCAUGGUUCACUGCCAAAUUCUCGUCCCGGGACUUCGACAUCGCCAGGUUCCCGUGCUUGAUAAUGGCCAAAUUAGAGUGGUGCAGUAUCUAGACGCGGCCUCCACAGUUACACCAGAGGUGCUAAAGGAUCAAUUCAGUAGACGAUUUACCACGCUUGCCAAACCUUUAGUAAGUGGUGCUGCUCCCCAAACCAGUCUCCCAAACUUGUAA